This is a messenger RNA of Uranotaenia lowii, 1665 nucleotides long. RefSeq lists its product as uncharacterized. Lineage: Eukaryota; Metazoa; Arthropoda; Insecta; Diptera; Culicidae. Bases 277 to 1665 code for a protein of 462 amino acids. The record is from RefSeq and is a predicted model, not a curated record. The transcript is spliced from 5 exons.
AGGCAAAAUAGGGGUAUACAAGCAAGAUGCCCUAGUAGUAGCGUUUAUGUUGUGGCCCGGAAAGUGAAGUGCUCAGCUGAUUUCCGCACAGAUCUGAACCUAAACCUAGACUUCUUCCGAGAGCUCUUCUAACUAGCUGAUGGCGAAAUUCGUGUCGCGUGAUACCGAGAAAUAGUGAGCCAACCCAAACAACCGGAGAAGACGCCACUUCCCCAAUACUUUCAGUGACAGAAGCGCAGAAUCGGAUCAGUGAGCCAAUAAUAACGUCGAAAAACGAUGAACGUUGGAUCCAUUCUGUUGACAAUCUUCAUAGCGAUAAAUAGGGUCGCCAAAACUUCCCCAGCUCGCCCUCUGUUAGUUGAUAGUUGGCAACCGCCGUCAGACUUUUCUCGGUACGGAUUUGUCACCGGUUGGCACAAGGAGGUCACUUCCCAAGAACCUGUGGCAACCGUAACAUCGGCAACCGCUUUUACCGGGAAUCCAUCAUCAACAACAACUUGUACUUCAGAAGGCCGAAUGCCCGGCGAUGACGCGGAAACCUCCAGUCGUUUUGCUGACCACAUGUCGCGUUCCGAGAGUUUAGGUUCUCAAAGAGCUCCAUUCGCCGAUCCAUUUGACCCAGUAGAGAUGUCGACGCUGUUCCCUACUUUGGCCAACGGUCACCUUGGCUUCACGGUCUUUGGCGAUGCCGUGUACAUGGACGGGUUGUUCAACGGCCAUCGGGGACUGAGCCAUCGAGCCAGGAUCGCAAACGUGGCCAAUCUACGGCUUCAGCUGGAAGAGGAGGGCACCUCAGCUGCUGGGAACCUAACGUCAAGCAGGGAUGGAUUCCGGAUGGAUUUUCGUACCGGCACGUUUUGUGUCGAUUAUCGAGGACCUAAUAAUAGCUUUAGGGUUACCCAGCGCAUCUAUCCACAUCAAUCCUUCGAUCGUGCGAUCGUCAAUCAAUUCGAGAUCAUGCGGCUGGACGGUGAUGGUGAUCUCAACAUCGUCCUCAGCCAACCGUACACACUUCCCGGUAGCGAAGACAUCGUGUUCACUCCGACCGAGACCGAAACCGUCUUCGCCGAUCAGAGCAACGACGACGAAGAUGUGGCCGACGACCAACAAGAUGGAACCGGUGCCCACGAACCGGAACGACGACGACGACCGUUGUUUUCGAAUCCGAAUCGCUGGGCCAUCAAGCAAUCUGGACCUGCUGGCAGAAAUAAAUAUUCAUCAGCCGAGCCGAGCCAUCAUCAUCAGCAGCAGCAACAGCAGCAACGACCUGCUUGGGUUCUGCAUCGAUCGUGUGGCCACACUCUGGAACCGGAGAUCCCGGAGGAGUCUCGGCCCGGACCCCAACAGCUACGACAAGUCUGUGUCUUAUGGAAUCACGUUCCAGAAGAGCUCACACUGGAACGGAGCGAACAGUCGGUUUCUUACCGAUUUAUAAUGACGGUUGAUGAAAGUGCCAAAGUUGCCCGUGAUGAACUGCUUCAGGACCCGGCCGAUGGUGGUGACGCGAUCAAUUGGAUUCAUCUCUUAACCUCGGCCGGUGUUCGUUGUUCCCAACUUUCCGCCAAAAACUCCCAGCCAAAAAUCACUUUCGAACCGGGCCAAUUUGGAGCCGAGAAAGAAAAUCCCAUCGUUUUCUUCGACGAAAACGAAAGCAGACAACUUUAG